AAGUCACUAUAAUAGCUGAUGCCUGAAAGAUGGAAAGUGACCACUGUUGAGCGGAUUUCUUGUUUCUCUAGUAGUGGGGUCAGAACCCCAAGGCUAUGCGGUAUGCCAGACAAGCCCAUCACCAAAUGAGCUGUGUCCUCCAAUCCUAAUGGUUCUUCAUAGUCACUUUCACUUUUCCGUUUAGUAGGAGCUGACCAGAGAGGCUGUGAAUGUUCCGCGUGUCAAGGAAAAUCCCAGAUCUGGGCUGGCAACCUUGUUUGCUCUGUACUGCGUCUCCAGGCACCACAGUCAGAAGUACGGAAGGCGGGCCGGCGCCGCGCGAGCGCGCUCAAGUUUGGCCGCCGCCGCUCGCCAUAGCCGGGCUCCAACAUGGCGGCUCCCCAGGAUGUCCACGUCCGGAUCUGUAACCAGGAGAUUGUCAAAUUCGACCUGGAGGUGAAGGCGCUUAUCCAGGAUAUUCGAGAUUGUCCUGGACCCUUAAGCAAGCUCACUGAACUGAAUACUAAGGUGAAGGAAAAGUUUCAACAGCUACGACACAGGAUACAGGAGCUUGAGCAAUCAGCAAGGGAGCAAGACAAGGAGUCGGAGAAGCAGCUUCUACUUCAGGAAGUGGAGAACCACAAAAAGCAGAUGCUCAGCAACCAGACCUCAUGGCGGAAAGCCAAUCUCACCUGCAAAAUUGCCAUCGACAACCUGGAAAAAGCAGAACUUCUUCAGGGAGGAGACUCUUUGAGGCAAAGGAAAACUACCAAAGAGAGUUUGGCGCAGACAUCCAGCACCAUCACAGAGAGCCUCAUGGGGAUCAGCAGGAUGAUGUCACAGCAGGUGCAGCAGAGUGAAGAGAACAUUCAGACUCUAGCCAGCUCUUCACGAACUCUCCUAGAUGCAAAUGAAGAGUUUAAAUCCAUGUCGGGGACCAUCCAACUGGGCCGGAAGCUCAUCACAAAAUACAACCGCCGCGAACUGACGGACAAACUUCUCAUCUUCCUUGCCCUGGCCCUGUUCCUUGCUACAGUGCUCUAUAUUUUGAAGAAGCGCCUCUUUCCAUUUUUGUAAGGGAGGGAUGCCAGCUAUGGCCCUUUAUACUCCUGAUUGCAGGUCAGGGCUCUCAAGGACUGGCUGUCAAACUGGGCUGCUCCUUCCCUGCGGUUUUCCCCUGUGCUAAGUACACCCAGCCAAGGAAGCACAGCAGUUUCCAGUUUCCUGCAAGAAGCUGCUUGGAAAGGGCGAAUGCACUACAGGAAAAGGAAGCCUUUGGGUGGAGGCACUCCACGUUACUCAGCUCCCAAGCAUGGUGCUGCCACAGGGAGCAUCUCAACUCUGGGUUUGAUGCACCUCCUCCCUCCGCGUCCUAAGGCAUAAAUGCUAGAUCAGUGGAGAGAAGAAAGAGGAGCCUGUGGGAGGGAAGGUGAUGAGAGCUCAUGGCUGUUUCCUGAAUAAACCUCAUUUA
Molecule: messenger RNA, 1450 nt
Organism: Microtus ochrogaster (prairie vole)
Lineage: Eukaryota; Metazoa; Chordata; Mammalia; Rodentia; Cricetidae
Gene: Bnip1
Product: BCL2 interacting protein 1
Biological process (GO): retrograde vesicle-mediated transport, Golgi to endoplasmic reticulum
Cellular component (GO): endoplasmic reticulum; SNARE complex
Molecular function (GO): SNAP receptor activity
Source: RefSeq, a predicted model, not a curated record